AAUACAUUAAAUAGUAAAAUUAUAGCAGUAUACUGGCUUAUACAAUUGUGUCAUUACAUUAAAGAGUUUAAUUUUCUUGGUUUGGUCCAAAUGUCAAUCCAGACCCAAAAAUGUCAAUUUUUCAGUGUUUUCAUUCAUUGAUUCAAUGAUGUUUCUGCAAAAUUACAAAAAAAGUCAGCAACAGUUUCACUUUUUAAUGUCAGCUUGAUUAUUUGUAGCAUCUAAAUCUGUUUGUAAUUGUGUGUAAAUGCAUUCAUGUACUUGAACUGCAUUAAACAGUCUGUGUAAAUAUAAACUAAAUACCACUUUACAAUCUUCAGAACAACUGAGUUGCAAAGAUAGUUUUGAUAGCCUUUGAUAAAUAACAGCUCUAUAUCUUAUUAUUCUUAAUUGGUUAUAUUUAAGAAUUAAAUUAAAGACGAGAACAUGUUCGAGAUCCUCUAAGAUAUCUAUUCACUUAUUUUUGUCUUGAAAUGGGCCAGUGGGGUUUGAGGAUUUUUUUCCAUGAAAAAGAGACUUUGUGGGCACGCACACACUCAACCCUCUGGCUCCUCCUACCCGAGACAGCAUAACCAAUCAGAGUUGAGGUUACUCUGAGAAGUUGAAGUUAAAAGGUUCAGUUGAAGAACGGGAGACCAACUGAAUACAAUUUUCAGAGCAAACUAAAUCUGGAUACCAAAAACGGAUCAAGAGAUCAAUACAACUGCUGAAAGGAUUUUCUUUAAGACAGGUCUGUUUUUCUAAACUACAGAGAUCAAGAUUUACACCAUCAGUGAAAACAUUAACGAAUAAAUGCAGGAAUAAUUUAUUAAAGAGGCCAUUUCAUCCAAAUGUUGCCAUAAUACAAUGUCUACAAGCAGGUAAUGUGUGAACAAUCAUUAAAGAGGAAAUCAAUACUGAGAAACAAAGAGAUCCAUUAUCGAUUCUUCAUUAAUUAUCGAUCUAAAGGAACUGGAAGAAACAUCAUCAGUGUCAGGAACAUCAUUCCAUAAUGGCAGAAAUAUCUUCUGGUUGUUUGCAGAUGAAAAACACUUUCUGUCCAAAAAGAAAGCAAAAAACAGAAGACAGCAAAUCUUUUACUUGCCCUCACUGUGAAAAGGAAUUUAAAAGAAAAGGAGACCUUGUGGAGCACAUGAGAAUUCACUCUGGAGAGUCCCCAAACACAUGUCUUCAGUGUGGAAAGUGUUUCACUCAAAAAAAUGGUCUUAAUGUCCACAUGAGGAUUCACACUGGAGAGCACCUAUACCCAUGUACUCAGUGUGGAAAGAAUUUCACUAGGAAAGAUAAUCAUGAUGCCCACAUGAGAAUUCACACUGGAGAGCGCCCAUACAAAUGCACUCAGUGUGAAAAGAGUUUUAGAACGAAAGCACAUUUUAUAAUUCACAGGAGAGUUCACACUGGAGAGCGCCCAUUCACAUGUACUCAAUGUAAAAAAAGUUUUAAUGAUAAAUCAACUCUCAGGGUGCACAUGAGAAUUCACACUGGAGAGCACCCAUACCCAUGCCUUCAGUGUGGAAAGAGUUUCAGUACAAAAGCUAAACUUACAGACCACAUGAGCAUUCACACUGGAGUGUACCCACACGUGUGUCUUCAGUGUGGAAAGAUUUUCACUAGGAAAGAUAGACUUGCAGAUCACAUGAAGAUUCACACUGGAGAGCGGCCACACAUGUGUUUCCAGUGUGGAAAGUGUUUCACUAGGAAAGAUAAACUUACAGAUCACAUGAACAUUCACAGUGGAGAACGCCCAAACAUGUGUCUUCUGUGUGGAAAAUGUUUCACUCAAAAAGCUAAUCUUUAUACCCACAUGAAAAUUCACAGUGGAGAGCAAGCACACCCAUGUACUGAGUGUGAAAAGAGUUUCAUUACGAAAGCAUAUCUAAAGAAGCACAUGAGAGUUCACACUGUAGAGUGUUCGUACACGUGUCUCCAGUGUGGAAAGAGUUUCACUCGAAAACCUAAUCUUGAUGCCCACAUGAAAAUUCACACUGGAUUGUGCCCAUACAUGUGUCUCCAGUGUGGAAAGAGUUUCAUUCAAAAACCUAGUCUUGAUGCCCACAUGAAAAUUCACACUGGAGAGCGUCCAUUCCCAUGUCUUCAGUGUGAAAAGAGUUUCAUAGCGAAAGGAUGUCUUAAGAAGCACAUGAGAGUUCACACUGGAGAGCGCCCGUACAUCUGUCUUCAGUGUGGAAAGAGUUUCAGUCGAAAAUAUAGUCUUAAUGUCCACAUGAGAGUUCACACUGGAGACGGGCAAUUAUGGUGUCCUAUGUCUGAAAAGGGUUUAAGACAAAAGUAAGUCUUUUGAGGCACAUGAGAAUUCACAUUUGUGCCCAUCAACAUUUUUUUUUCAUAAUUUUAGUCCAUAACUCUACAGGUGAAGGGGCCACUUUAUCUUCAAAUAUAUAAGGUCCCGCGGGCCAAAACUGGUCAGCAAUAGAAUCUUUUUUAAUAUUGUUUUUAUAGUGGCUGGUUCUGAAACAUGCGUGAGAUAAAGACACGAGUGCACGUCUGCUCAGCACGCACAAUAUGCGAGUAAAGGCUGGGAUGAGUACGUGCUUGACUCUCUCUAAUGCUCUCGCAGCUGGACAACACAUGCUCACUCGAUCAAGAUGACUUAUGGUGUCUUCGCACCUGUGAUAAGUUCUUUGAGACGCAUUAUAAUGCUCAGUUAACUGAAAUAAACCAGGCUUGUUGACGUAUGCGGCAUAAUACGGUUAGAUUAGCCGUGUUUGCACUACCGGGCAACAAGCGGGCGUGCCAGUGCCUGCCAGAUGAAUAGCAUUAGAGGUGUCAUGCCGAGUCAUCCCCCUCAAAGUGGAUUUUGCAUGCAUCUGACUUUGAUGCAAAAAUACUUUCCUCUAAUAAUGUUAUAUAAAAUAGGGUUGUUGUUGUUAUUUUUUAAGUUGCAUGGUUUCAACGCAAUUCAAUUAAAUGUGAAAAUACACUAAAAAUGACAGCAUUACAUUAAGAUCUUCUUACGUUGCAUCAAGUUGAUUCAUUUUAUUCCUUGUUUUUGCACAGUACAGCUCAUCACAGGUGUGACAGAUGAGUGCAUGAAUGUAAUGUUAACAUGACUUCUUGGUGUAAAAUUUAAUUUUUUCACUCAGUUUUUCAUAUGUGUAAAAUACCAAAUAAAUGAACUUCG
This is a messenger RNA of Misgurnus anguillicaudatus (oriental weatherfish), 3142 nucleotides long. NCBI's taxonomy places the organism in Eukaryota, Metazoa, Chordata, Actinopteri, Cypriniformes, Cobitidae. The record is from RefSeq and is a predicted model, not a curated record.